This is a messenger RNA of Funneliformis geosporum, 780 nucleotides long. NCBI's taxonomy places the organism in Eukaryota, Fungi, Glomeromycota, Glomeromycetes, Glomerales, Glomeraceae. The record is from the annotation of a GenBank genome assembly.
AAAAGUUAUCUUACCUUCCAGAAAGCAAAUAUCCAAGCUAUUUUUAAAAAAAUUGGACAAAUUAAUCAAACCUUAUUGGACAAUGAAAAAACUCAGAAUAUUGCACUGUCAUCCGAUGAAAUUUCGAAUUUGGAAAAAUUGGCUCAAUUUUUGCAAAGCCCUUCAGCUUCAGUAAUCGAACAUCAAAGCGAAUUUGACAUAAUUCGGAUUGACUUACUGCGUCUCCAAAUACUUCACACCUCAAUCCCUUCCAAAUACGUUGAUAAUGAUGGAAGUAUUCUAGAUUUGAUCACUAGGUCAACUGGUAUUAAAACCUGGCCUAAAGACAGCAUACCUAAUAAAGGACAAGAAACAAAUGUUAUGUUAGGUUUGAGGGCAUUAUCAAAUUUAUUUGAUAAUAAAGAAGGAAGGGAUAUUUUAGGACGUGAGGCUUCUAAGGUUUUGGAAUUAUUAUCAUCAUCCACAUGGAACAAAAGUUCCAAUAAAAAUAAUCGUAUUGCUCGGGUGACUGUGUAUCUCAAUUUUGCUGUUUUAAAUCAGACGAGUCCAGAUGAUAAUAAUAUUCUUCAAAUGAUGGAAAUAUUGGUGGAGCUUCUCAAGUCAGAAACUGAUUCUGAAGUUAUAUAUAGAGCUCUCGUAACUUUGGGAACAUUGAUUAAUCAAAAUCAAGUUGCUAAAGAUGCUGCUGCGGCUUUUGAUGUGAAACUUGCUGUAGAAGUAGUAUCCACAAAAGUAAAAGAAGAUAGAAUUAGUCGGGUUAUUGAUGAGAUAGAAUUUUAG